CGUUUGAGCUGAUCCGAAAUCAUUCCCGGUGCAGUACCGCCCCGCGGCCACAGGGGCAGCAGACACCAAACAAGAGCGACGAAUAAGAACUUCCGGCCGCGCGGGUAAUUUGAGUGGAAACAGGCGCGAGCGUUAAGUCCGGUCAAUUCCUUUGCUUAACCUUCCCUGUGGGCGCGUGCGUCUCCACAGGUGUUUUGGUGACGGACGUCUGACUGCUUUCCCGCUCUGCUGGAGAACUGCCCUCUUUGCAGAUCCGACCCGUUCUUUGAGUUCUCCAGAGUCUGGAGGGGGCGGAGUCAUCAUGGAGUCCACAGAGAGCCGCUUUGCUCACCUGCUGCAGCCCAUCAGAGAACUGACCAAGAACUGGGAUGUGGACGUGGCGUCCCAGCUUAACGACUACCUGGACGAGCUGGAUGAGAUGUGCAUCACCUUCGACGGAGGAAAAACCCGACUGAACUUCGCUGAAGCUGCUUUGCUUAUUCAGGGCUCGGCCUGCAUCUACAGCAAGAAGGUGGAGCUGCUGCAUCAUCUGGUUUUUCAGACGCUGGAGUUCAUCAGUGAAAAAAACAAGAAGCGGAGCCAGGAGGCGGAGACUGAGAAGAGCGGCGGAAGCAGAAUGACGAGCAACAGGGACGAUGAUGGCCAGGAUAUGUUCAGCCCUCUGGACCUGGAUCAGUCACAGAACUGGCAUCAGUCUGGUCUGAGUACGACCGUGGUCGUCACUCCUCUUCCUCCCGAGUCUCUGAUUCCUCCAGAAAGCCAGGAGAAGCAGAAGCUGCCCCUCAUCAGUGUGAAGGGGGAGGUGCUGUGCAGCCAGAGGGACUUUCGGAUUAACCUGUUCUUCCCGGGGGAGGGGGGCGUGGUCUUACUGAGGCUGCGCUCUGCGCUGGAGCUGGACCUGCAUCCCGCCAACUUCUUGCAUCAGGAUUCCUCUGUUGAUGCCUCCAUGGGUGCAGACGUGCCCCCUGAGGCAGGAGAAGACUGCCGUCCAGAAGACAGAAGUGACCAGGACCCAGAGCAGCAUGUGGACCGGCACCAGGCUGGGAGCGGCGUCCGAGAGAAACGGCAGAUCUUUGCUGAGGAAAGACCCCAGCAGGAUGCCCCGCCUCCAGUGAACGUCUGGACGCUCCACGACCCCUACGCUGUCCUCGCCCACGACAAGCCCUUCAGGAUGGGGAGGUGCUACAGGGUUCCACACGGUCUGGAUGAAGGAGGAAAGAGGAAGAGGAGGUGCCCUUGUCCUCUGCAGGACUUCAGGAGCUGGUUCAGAGGAACCUCUGGUCCUAUGGAGAACAAGCUAAAAGGUGGACCCACCUUCACAGACCUGAACUACAUCUACCUGAAGUCACUGAAGGACAAGAUCCGGACCAGGAGGAGGCUCAAUCGCAGAGUGGGUCUGGUGAUGUCAGAGGAUGAGCUGAGGAGAACCUUGCUGCAGCCACAGGAGGUGGGGCUGCAGCAGGAGGGGGAUGAGCCUGCAGACGCCUUCAGGGACGCUGACAUGUUUGGAGAGCACGACCUCUCAGAGGAAGAGUCUCCUGAAGAUCCUGCAGACUUUGCUGGAGGAGCUCAGCACAUUGCAGAUCAGGCGGAUGAGCUGUCCUACGAAGACCUGGUGAAGCUGCAGGUGGAGCAGCUGGUGGCCCACAGUCGAGGUUACAUUCAGGAGUCGGCUCUGUCCCGCAGAGUCAAGGACUGGGAGGACCAUAUUGGACCAGAGCUGCUGCUGCAGGAGCAGCGUCCUCCCUUCAGCAUCCGCGAGUACGGAGACCGCAUCACGGGCGCGCUGAGCGGCGUGGGAUGCUGCCGGACGUUCUCCUCCCUCGUUCAGGGUCAGGACAACUUGGAGGUCUGCAAGUUCCUGCUGGCUUCACUGCAGCUGGCCAACGAUUAUACGGUGGAGAUCCAGAGUUCUGCAGGUCUGGAGGAGAGCCUGGACACCAUGAGUCUGACCCUGCUCAGCACCCACAGAGCCACGGACCGCUUCCAGAACCUGCAGGCGUCCAGCUGAUCCUGACUGAGUGGUGUGAGGACCUGGACGACCACCGGACCGCCCCAGCAGCUCCGCCUGCACUGUUUUGUUUGUAGUGUAACCUGACCGUCUAAUAAACCGUAGAGACCUGAGGAACCACGAA
Molecule: messenger RNA, 2135 nt
Organism: Oryzias latipes (Japanese medaka)
Lineage: Eukaryota; Metazoa; Chordata; Actinopteri; Beloniformes; Adrianichthyidae
Source: RefSeq, a predicted model, not a curated record